Molecule: messenger RNA, 2385 nt
Organism: Astyanax mexicanus (Mexican tetra)
Lineage: Eukaryota; Metazoa; Chordata; Actinopteri; Characiformes; Acestrorhamphidae
Product: WRNPLPNID domain-containing protein
Exons: 2
Coding region: 86-676 (196 amino acids)
Source: RefSeq, a predicted model, not a curated record
CGGCGGCGCUGCAGGGCGAAUCUCCGGCGGCACGCUGCGCGGUGAGCCCGCUGCACGCCGGGAGGAGGAGUGUGGGUAUGAGGGUAUGAGCUCCGGUGUGUGUCCGUGUUUACCGAAGAGCGGGAGCGGGAUCAGGACCGGAGGAGAGACCGCUACUGCCCGCAUGACGAAGCGGAGAGCCGAGAGCGCCUCGCCCUUCUGCUCCGAGCCCGAGAAGAAGCGCUGCCGCUCGGCCUGCAGCAGCGCGGACCCGCCGCUCACUCCCCCACCUGCAGAGCUCCAGUGCCCGGCUUUACCGGACUCGGAGCCGCGCUGCAGGAAGAGACCGGGCCGCCCCGACCCGCUGGAGAGUCUGCCCGAGAGAAAGAAAGCGCCAGCAGCGGACCGGGCCCCGUCCCCUCAGCCCGCCGCCGCGGACUGUUCCGGAAAGUUCAUGAAGGAGAGCGGAGCGGAGCCGCGGGGCCAGCGGCCGGGAGAGGCGGAGAAGCGGCUCGGGAAGCCCGCGGUGAUGCAGCGCAACGAAGAAGAUGAUAAUGUCACAGAAGACCAGCUUUCUGCCUUUAAUACCUUUCAGUUCUGGAGACCUCCUCUGCCUGAGUUAGAUCUUUCCCUCCUGGACCCUCAGCUGAGUGAAGAUGCUGCUACCAAAGACUCAGCAGAAGCUAUGGAGACAUGAGGCAGACAUGCGGGGUCACGUCACCCGAGUGUGAGACUGAGACUCACAUGCAGAGUCUGAAGUGUGUUGAUCACUUCAUCAGGAAUCGCACAAGCUGAUCUGAUGUGAGCAGGUCUGUGGAGGAAGCUUUUUCACAGAUGGACUGAAGGCCUGUGGAGGAGGCUGGUUGUGUUUCAACAGCUUCUAGGCUCCUGAUGAAUAUUGAUGGGGAAAUAGUUCUUUGUUUCGUUUAGUUGAUGGACCGACACGAAAAUGCAGUGUUAAAUGCAGUGUUUUUUUUUUCUCUCUUUUUUUUCACACCAAACAUUUUGUAAAGGGUUAACAUGUUAUGAGUUGGUAUUAAAGGAACAUUUCCUUACUUUAAAAUAGAAUUAAGUGGAUUUCCACUGAUUCUGUACAUUUUCUGCACAGUUCACUUAAAAAUUUAGCCAUUAAAUCAUUUUUAAAUCAAAGCCCUAUCCUUACAGAACUGGUUUCUCAGGGCGAUGUCUGUGAAUAAAAAAAAUUCAAACUUCUACUCAGUGAUAAAACUCUUGCAUCUGGACCAGUGCGUUUUUUUUGGCUUUCUCAGUCACAUGACAUUGAGUUCAGUAGCUCCUCCAUUUCCACUCACUGUUGGGUUUUUAGGUGGAUUUCCGUGGAAAAACGCGCGCUCAAAGUGUUUUAAUUAUGGUGCACAGCAGUGGACAAAUAUCUAUUUUAUUAAACGUGAGGAGAUAAAACUCAGAGAUGUGCAUCUGGACAGGACUAAAAUUACCGGAGGACCACAGAGUUCAGAGAAAAACAGCAGCCUGUAAUUUACUUUCUCAGAGGACAUCUGAAAAAAACACAUGGUCGUUCCUGACAGGAAUAAAAUCACAGAGGACCCCCUGAGAAACUAAUCCCUUGGUAAUGUGACCGGUCACUGGUCCUCCUGUUUUUUAAAUUGCAGUCUGGAUGCAAGAGUUUUUUCACUGAGUAAAAGUGUGAAAUAUAUAUAUUUUUGUUUUUCCCAAUGAAACUUCACACAUCAGGACAGGGCUAUAGACUAUAUUUUCUUUUUUUAAUUGGGGAAUCUCCAUUUAAAAUGCUUUAUAGUCCAAGACUAAGCUUAAUUCCUGUCUGGGGAAACAGACGCUUUGGGACAGAUGUGCAAAUUUAAGAACUUUCUGUGAGGUGAAACAUUUUUAUAGGCAUUAAUCUGUUCAGAUAUCUGGAUCUAUUCACCACCACUGUAAAUCAAGAGUUAUCAAGAGUUUCAAUACACAUCACUCUGAAAGAGCUGUGCAGAAAAUGGCAAAAAUUGGUGGAAGUCCUGUUAAAAGUUAGUGUAAGUGGUCCAGGAAUUGGCCAAGUAAAAAAAACUUAAAACUUUUGCAGUUUUGGGUUUUGUUUUAACUGCUAGUAUUUUAGCUGAACUGCAAAAAAAAAAGUUUUUUUGUGGGUUUGGGAUUUGUGGGUUUGUGGGUGUCUCACACAUGCACUUCUCAGCACGUUUGGUAAACAAACCUCGCUGUUUGAGCUUUUGUAGCAAAGAACAGCCGUGUGACUGAUGCUGCCUAGUUUCACUUUGUAACACAGCUGUUUUAAAUUUAAUCUUAACCUGUGGUUACGUGGACCAUGAUGAGGAAGAUUGACAUUUGAGGAAGAUUGAUUUUUCUGUUUCUUAUUAGCUGUUAUUUUCGAGGUGUCUGCAGUUGUUCUACAGCAAUAAAAUGUGUUUUUUCACA